Molecule: messenger RNA, 2341 nt
Organism: Schistocerca gregaria
Lineage: Eukaryota; Metazoa; Arthropoda; Insecta; Orthoptera; Acrididae
Product: origin recognition complex subunit 5-like
Exons: 4
Coding region: 210-1505 (431 amino acids)
Biological process (GO): DNA replication initiation; DNA replication
Cellular component (GO): nuclear origin of replication recognition complex; nucleus
Molecular function (GO): DNA replication origin binding
Source: RefSeq, a predicted model, not a curated record
UUCUCUGCUCGCUCCUACUUGAGACGCUCGAUGCUGAACUCCCUGUCGAUUGACAAGCUGUUCAAAAAAUGGCCAUUUUGGAGGCACGAAAUUAAGCUCCUAUCUGGACUUUUGGCCAAGGUAGGUGUCUUGCCGACUUGCUUUUUAUCGCGUCAGGUCCUCAGCUUUCUGACGCCUCAGCUGAAACUUCUCAGAAUGAAAACUGGUCGAUGCCGAUUUAUAUCUACGGAAAUCCGGAGAUCGAUAAAUUAGAGCUUAUCAUGUCUAUCUUUUCGGAAAGUAACGCCGUCUACUGCAUGGUUCAAUGCUUCGAAUGCUACUAUUCUCGCCGCCUGUUCUUCGAAACCGUGCUGCGCCAGCUGGUCGGCUUCAAGUUCAACGCGGUAGACGGCGAACUCUCAAACGUCGAAUAUUUUGGUCCAGGUCACUCGGGCAGGACUGUCAGUUGUUCUUCGUGGUUUGAAUUUAUCGAACAGCUGAGGAACGUCGUUCAGCGCUGGAAGAGGCCGAAGGCGUUUAUCGUGCUGAACGAAAUAGAAAGGCUCUGUUCAAAGACGUUCAGCUACGAACUCUUGAUGGGACUUGUUCGGCUCGGGGAGCUUGUAGGAGAAAACGUUAAUGUCGUGAUGAUCGGAGACGCCAUUUGGGAAGACGUGGCACCCGAAGUCCCGAGCGAAUACUUGAUGACGUUGGUGUUGCCUCGCCCCAGUCCGGCUCAGCUAUCUGCGUUAUUAAGCAAGGAAGUUCCCGCUUUGUCUAAAGAAGAAGUGCCCCCGUCGCUAGACGACAAGCAGAUAUCGGCUCACUACACCGAAUUCUGUGACAUGUUGUGCAAGUCACUUUCUGUUUCUUAUGUUUCUUUCACAGAACUCAAAAGAGCCGUUCGUAUGCUGUUUCCGGCGUAUUUACGUCCUUUGUUUUCCAGCACUCUUGGCGAAAAUACCUUCAGUCGUCUGUACACUCUAUUCAGCCCGAACUUGGCUCAAUUGAGGAGGUAUAAUCUUGCUCAGAUAUGCGUCGACUACGACAGCAAAUACAUUGGCGUACAACAACAGCCGAACCGGCUCCCGACACUGUCGAAGUACAUAAUCGUCGCAUCCUGGUUGGCGUCGUACCGACCGGAGAUAGGUUCCAAGGAAGAUUUAAGGAAACAGAAAAAGGAAAAACAUGUCACGGUAGCAGAACAGGAGAGCAUGAUGGGCAUGCCUAAACCGUUCAAACUCAAAAAGCUGAUUUCUCUGUUAGGCAUUAUACUAGAGGGGUAUCCUGGCGAGUUCUCUGACGACCGCGAGGCAUCCGAAAUUUUCGGCGCACUUCAAACGAGUACAAUUCCGUCUCAGUUCCAAAUUUUGCAACUGAUUUCCAUACUGGUUGAAUUGAGACUUUUGGUCCAAUUGGGUGGACGCCCUGCAAUAUCCAGCAUAAAAUUUCAGUGCGCUGUGGAUCAUGCAAUGGCGUUCAAACUCAGCGAAGAAAUAGAGUUUCCCAUUCGGGGCUUUUUAUGAAGCUACAUCUUUUUGAUGCGCUCACAUUUAUUGGGCAUAUACAAACCGCUGUGAAACGCUGGUUCUUACUCCUCUCACGCGCUAUCAACUCCACUGCGCAUAUGCUUGAUAUAAAGCCAUCUUGUCCCGGAAAGAACUGGCUUUCCAGACCAAAUCAUAUUGUCGUCGAUCUCGCCUGUAAGGUAGGUGUGGUGAAAUAUGACGGCAUUUCCCGCUACUGGAGAGAUGUUGAUAAAUUUCUUAGGAAUGGUGAUUUCACCACCCUCUACAUUUGAAAGAAAGAUCACGAAUGUCAAAAUUCUCUUUCCGAGGACAGGAUCAUCUUCAACGAACCUAUAAAGUACAAUAAAUGCGUUUAGCUGACUAUAUUUACAAUCUUGCACCGAUAUUGGCGCAUAAGAAGGGUAGUGCUACCGCGGUCCUCCAGCUCGUACCAGUCUCUGGUUUCAUCUGUGCUUGAACCUUUAUUCGAGCGUAGAAUAAUCGGAUCUUCGCCAAGAUUCGGAUCGAUUCUAGCAUAGAGUGCUAUCUUUUCGUCAAUUUCUUCAAUAAACUUGGUUCUUUCUAACACUUUACUAAAUUCUUUCCCUUCUUUUGAACUUAGCGAAGAACCCAGCGAAAUGAGUUUUUGUAUUUGACUCUUUGACAGAAAUUGUCUUACAUAGAUGAUCCUUGGCUUCCAGCUGUAGACGAAAAUAUCUAGGCCGGUGCCAGAGGGCUCGACUAUCUGGAUACUAUUGGCAAUGCUCUUCUCAAUAUUGAGCUGGUUUCGUUGUCCUUAAGCAGAAACAUUUAAAAUUCGAGUCAAGAAAUUAAAAAUAAAACAAGCAAAAAAA